Poecilia reticulata (guppy) is the source of this 1350-nucleotide messenger RNA. The record is from RefSeq and is a predicted model, not a curated record. Lineage: Eukaryota; Metazoa; Chordata; Actinopteri; Cyprinodontiformes; Poeciliidae.
AGGAAGCGCUCCGCUCCCAUGACUCACGCACUACCCAGGACUUUCCUUCCGCCACAAAGCCUUAAUUUCCUCGUCGCUUCUACUUCACUUAGUUCAUUUGUUUUAUUCAUGCUGCUCCAGACUUAGCGUUUCGCUGCAUUUUUUUUUGCAAACAUGCUGUUAACAAUGAAGCUAUAUAUCUUUCUUUCAGUUCAUGUGGUGACGACCUUCGCUGCUGCUGACAAGAUGACAGCCGUCACUGCGUACUGGGACCAAGAGCAAAAGCUUGUGGUGCUGAAGGAAGGAGUGAUGGAGACGGAGAGCGAUGCGUACGGAUACCUGAAUGACACGCUGUCCAGCACAGGCUGGAGCGUCCUGGAGGUCCGGGCCGGAUACGGGAAGACAACCCAAACUGACGAGRUCACCUUCUUCCUGGCGGGCUACGUGGAGGGAUUCCUCUCUGCCCAGCAGAUGAUGGACCACUACACCAACAUGUACCCGCAGCUGAUCACCGAGCCGAAGAUCCUGGAGCCGGUGAAGACUUUCAUGUCGAAGCAGGACUCGUGGGUCAGAGAGCAGGUGAAGCUGAACAAGAGCUCCRAUCCCCUGUGGCGACACGCCGGAUUCAUCGUGGCCCAGCUGGACGGUCUGCAGGCCGGAGCCGCGGACUGGGCCAAGAAGCAGGGGAAGAAGCCGCUGUCGCUGUUCGACAUCCAGUUCCUAAACGCGGUGGGAGACCUGCUGGACCUGAUCCCRGCCUUGGUGCCCGGCUCCAACUCUCUGCUCAGAGACUUCAAGCUUCCGGGGAUGGGUCACUGCUCAGCACUCAUCAAGAUGCUUCCAGGUUAUGAGGACCUCCUGUUUGCCCAUUCCAGCUGGUACACAUAUGCUGCCACCAUGCGCAUCUACAAGCACUGGGAUUUCCACGUCACUGAACCGCACACGGCCACCGGGAAACUGUCCUUCAGCAGCUACCCGGGUUUCUUGGUGUCACUGGAUGAUUUCUACCUCCUGGGCAGCGGCUUGAUGAUGACCCAGACCACCAACAACGUCUUCAACUCCUCCCUGUUUGACCUAAUCACUCCCAACAGCCUGCUGUCGUGGCAGAGGGUCCGGCUGUCUCACAGUGUUGCAGASGAUUCGGUCCAGGAGGUUCUGAAGAAAACAGAACCAGCAGUCGAAUUUCACGCGCCACCACCAGAGAAAAACGGUCAGGACAUUCAGGGAGUCUCGGAUGGCUCCUGUCGCCCGAUGCACCAGCCCAACCCAAAAUGUGAGGACGGCUUCGRCGUUUGCAGGGACGACCACAGAGUCCCACUUCCUGCCACCGAGCUGGGAGGCACGGCGUUAGUCACUGCCAAAACUGUGUAG